Messenger RNA from Formica exsecta, 2054 nucleotides. It is a transcript of the gene Jhbp3, whose product is annotated as circadian clock-controlled protein. The transcript has 4 exons. Lineage: Eukaryota; Metazoa; Arthropoda; Insecta; Hymenoptera; Formicidae. The coding region runs from base 240 to 995 and encodes 251 amino acids. The record is from RefSeq and is a predicted model, not a curated record.
GGUGACGAGUGAAGCGAUGUACGAUAGAAGAGGGGAUGAAUAGUCACUGUUAUAAGACGUUCAGAUCGCCGUUCGGAUCAUUUCCAGUUCGAUUAUACUCGAACCACCUGCUACUGUGGGUCGACAACGGCAAUCCCCGUCGUCGAAAUCCGUGUCCAGGCUUUCGCAAGCCCGGAAGACGCACAUUCGUUCGUUGAGCUUCCUGUCCGUCUCUUUUUUCCAUUUUUUUCGCGAAAAAAAUGAUGGUACUAGCGAAGGCAACAAUCUUUGCGAUCCUGUUUAUCGUGACGACGAUUAGCGCGGAACCUGUGCGGGAUAUACCCGAGUUCCUGCAUAUUUGCCAAACACGUGAUCCGCAAUACGAAACAUGUAUCAGCAACAGUAUAAAUGAUUUGAAACCAUAUCUUAAGGUGGGCGUGCCGGAAUAUAAUAUCCCUUCUACAGAACCUUUUAUAUUGAAGAAACUAUCGGUUUCUCCAUCAAAUAGCUUGCGAAUAAAGUUGUCUGAUGUCAACGUAUAUGAUGCCAGUAGCUUCGAAGUUACUAAAAUAAAAAUCGACUUUGACAAACUGUUCCUCGUGAUGGAUGUGGAAUUGCCCAAUAUCUUCAUUGAAGGGAAGUAUGACGUCGAUGGUAAAAUAUUGUUACUUCCGAUUCGCGGAUCAGGUCCGAUGAACGGCAACUUCUCCAACUGCAUAAGCGUAGUCAAGAUCCAGGCUGAAAAAUACAUUGACGAAAACGGCAUCGUGAGGAUUCGUUUCGUGGACUUUAAGAUGAAAAUCUCAGUGGGCAAGGGCUCGGUGAAACUAGACAAUCUGUUCAAUGGCGAUCAGGUACUCGGAAAUCUUAUUAAUUCGUCCAUCAACAACAAUUUCGAUCUCUUUAUGAAGGAAAUACUGCCAAUGAUGGAAAUGACUCUCUCUGACGCGUUUCGAAAUAUCAGCAACAAUAUUGUUCAACAGUUCUCGUUUACACAACUCUUCCCCGGCUUGUAAAUCUAUCUCGGUGAUCGAGGACGGGCUGGAAAACAGAUUAAGUUUGAAGAUCUAUCGCAACAUUUAUAAGAGCGCGAUAGAAGAAGUUAGGGAAAAUUUAGCGCUACUUUUCUCUUCGUUGAAUCCUCCUUUUGCAUGUGUGCGUGCUUGAUUAAGGUUUGCAUCCCUAACAAUGAAAUAUUAUAGUGCGUUUAAUUUUGAUGUAACCCAGAACUCAAUUCUGGCAAAAAAUAGGGAAGGGAAUGGGAGAAUUGUAAAUAUCAUCAAUACAAGAUUGCAUACACAGAAUAAGAUUCUAACACUUCUUGAAACAUUAAUGAUUGAUGAUCGCGCAAAUUGUUCCUGAUGAAUCUGAUUUAGAGUCUUCCAAUAUUUGCGAGAUUUGUUUAUUUAAUUGCUAAUUUAAAAUUAAAACAGCGGUGAAUUAGCUAAGUAUUUGUAAAAUAUAGAAAAAUAAUGAUAAUUUUUAGAAAAUAUCAAGAUAAGAUAGAUAAAAUGAUGCGUCUUUGAAAAUAUUUGUGACUUUUAUAAAUUUAAAUUUUAUAAAUUUUAAAAAUUUCAUGAGAAAAGAACUUUUUAUACAAUUCUAUUAAAGAAAACAAUUUAUGUAAUUUGAUAUGUGCGCGCGUGUAAUAUCUGAAUUUGUUAUCAAAUACGGAAACUAUUUACAUGAGCUGCUAAAAUAAACACCUAGAAUUAGAUAGAACAUAUUUGAUUGAUAAAGUGAAAAAUCAAGUAUUUUUCUGCGAAUACAACGAUAGAACAUUGUACAGCGAAAUUCUUGCUUCCGAUUUUGUUUUAUCCGUUAUUGACAAGUAAAAGCUCUAAAUAAAAGUAUGGAAAUAUAAUUUAUCGACACAGUUAGCAUCAUAUUUUUAAAUAAAAAUUUAAUUUGUAAAAAACUUAUCGAGACCACUAAACGAGAUUUUAUAAAAUAUAAUUAUAUGUGCGUGAUGUAUAACGUGGCAAUUUUGUUUUAUAUUGUUAAUGUGUGCAUGUCGAGAGAUACCGAUAAGCUUAAUGAAUUAUAAAUCGUUGAAUAAAGUUGUUGACCGUAGU